Exophiala xenobiotica is the source of this 498-nucleotide messenger RNA. RefSeq lists its product as uncharacterized. The record is from RefSeq and is a predicted model, not a curated record. The coding region runs from base 1 to 498 and encodes 165 amino acids. The transcript is spliced from 2 exons. Lineage: Eukaryota; Fungi; Ascomycota; Eurotiomycetes; Chaetothyriales; Herpotrichiellaceae.
AUGGAUAGCUCAAAAACAAGCCUGCCAGAGCCCUCUACCAAUAAAGCCGAGUCGGAAGGAAGUCGGCUUCUUCCUAGUCUGAAGGACACCGUAGGAUCGGCCUACAGCGCACAACGACCGCUACAACCCCAGCCAGACCCUUCUCACCCAGUUCCUGAGCUCUUCAUCCCCGGUGUCUCGGUCCUCUACCUUGACGACCUGCCUAUUCGAACAUACACCGUCGGUGGUUUCCGGUACAACAUGGCACAACCAAAAAAUGAGACCAAGAGCGAGUUCUCUCGCAAGACCGUAGAUGGUAGACAAAUCACAUAUGCGCUGGAAGUGGUGCAGCAGCCCGAGAAAGCCAGAGCUUGCGGCUCAGGCGUUAAAUCGACGCAGGACCGCCGACCUGUCGACCCACCACCAGUUGUCCGAUUGAGAGUGUUCAGUGGCAACGUGGACAUCACUUCCGUCUACGAUGCGACGUUCAUGCUUUAUGCGAGCUUGGAAGUUGCUUGA